GUUUGCUUGAACGUUGAGAAGGUUGUGUCAAAGCAGAAACAUAUUUUUGUUAACCUAACAUAAAACCUGAUUUGUAAAGUCAGCGAUAUGAAGUCUCUUAUUGCUUGUGUCAUCAUUCUCUUCGAAGUGAGUCAGAUAUAUGGAUUAGACCUUGUGAAACAAUUGCCUGAGGUGCAUGGCGAUAAGUUUUACUAUUUUGGAUUUGGUAGCAAUAUGUUGGCCAAGCGCAUUCAUAUUCAAAACCCAUCUGCAAAAUUUCUGCGUGCCGCCUUGUUAAAUAAUUAUCGUGUCGACUUCAGCAUGCCCUCUAAGUUCUGGAAGGGAGCAGUAGCAACGAUAGUACCUUCACAGGGUGCUAAAACCUGGGGCUCGUUGUGGGAGAUCGAUUUGGUCAAUUUGCCGGACAUAGACAACCAAGAACGUGUUCAUCUUGGCUGGUAUAGACCUGUCAGCGUACGAGUGAAACUGCAAAACAAUGACCCAGAGAUUCCAGCACGUCUUUAUGUAAUAACAAAUGAACCGAAAGGCAAUGUUCACGAUUUGCCACCAAGUGAAGUUCCUGAGGAUCGACAACCUUCGAAGACCUACCUCCAAGUGCUUGUCAAGGGGGCGAUUGAGAGCAGACUUCCUGAAGAAUAUGUUACUUGGCUGACAGAGUUUAAGCACAAUAAUCAAACUGUGCAACAUUUGGAAGAGAUUCUUGAGCUGCAAUCGGUGGCGUUUUAAAAUUGAAAAUGAGGAACAGUAGUACAAAUACUUUUGUGAAAAUAGCUCAUAAUCUAAUUUAGUGUGCCGUUCUCUAAUCAUAGCGCAAGUUAGGAUGUCAUUGAACAUCUUUGAAAACAAUGUCAGAGACUAUUUACAAUUUUGCUGAAUAAAUGUUUGUGUCUAUUUCA
This is a messenger RNA of Drosophila nasuta, 896 nucleotides long. RefSeq names its product gamma-glutamylcyclotransferase-like. Gene Ontology annotation, molecular function: gamma-glutamylcyclotransferase activity. Lineage: Eukaryota; Metazoa; Arthropoda; Insecta; Diptera; Drosophilidae. The record is from RefSeq and is a predicted model, not a curated record. Bases 88 to 726 code for a protein of 212 amino acids. The transcript has 2 exons.